This is a messenger RNA of Euleptes europaea (tarantolino), 623 nucleotides long. RefSeq names its product receptor-interacting serine/threonine-protein kinase 4-like. The annotation marks the transcript as partial. Gene Ontology annotation, molecular function: ATP binding; protein kinase activity. Lineage: Eukaryota; Metazoa; Chordata; Lepidosauria; Squamata; Sphaerodactylidae. The transcript is spliced from 3 exons. Gene Ontology annotation, biological process: protein phosphorylation. The record is from RefSeq and is a predicted model, not a curated record.
AUGGAGCAGGCGGGGGGCUCCCCGUGGGCCCUGGGGCUGCUGAAGGCCUUCGACUCGGGCGAGCUGGCCAGCUGGGAGAAGAUCGGCUCCGGCGGCUUCGGGCAGGUGUACAAGGUGCGCCACGUCCACUGGAAGACGUGGCUCGCCAUCAAGUGCUCGCCCAGCCUGCAUGUGGACGAGAAAGAACGUAUGGAACUGUUGGAAGAAGCCAAGAAAAUGGAAAUGGCAAAGUUUCGCUACAUUCUCCCAGUCUAUGGCAUCUGUAAGGAGCCAGUGGGCUUGGUCAUGGAAUAUAUGGAGACGGGGUCACUGGAAAAGCUCCUGGCCUCUGAACCGCUGCCUUGGAAACUGCGCUUCCGAAUCAUCCACGAGACAGCUGUGGGCAUGAACUUUCUUCAUUGUAUGUCCCCACCCCUGCUACAUCUGGAUCUCAAGCCUGCAAACAUAUUACUUGAUGCUCAUUAUCAUGUUAAGAUUUCUGAUUUUGGAUUAGCCAAGUGCAACGGACUUUCUCAGUCUCACAAUCUCAGCAUGGAUGGACUUUGUGGCACCAUUGCAUACCUGCCUCCUGAACGCAUUAAAGAGAAGACCAGAUAUUUUGACACCAAGCAUGAUGUCUAUAG